AUGGCCGGCCCUGUGGACACCGCGAAGGACAUCACGAAGAAGCGCAAGAGAAAGCACGGUUCCAAGUCCGCCGAUAAUGAAGAAGCCCCCAAGCCUGUGAAGGCCCAGGCUAGCCCCGAGGUGGCCUCGAAAAAGGCCGCUGCGCCCUCCAAGCCCGCAUCGGACAAGUCGACGAAGAAGCGCAAAGUGAGCCAUUCGCCCAGUGACGACGAGGAGAGCGCCAACGAGGUCGAAGAGGAGAACGAGGACAGCGAGGAGGAUGAUAACGAGGAAGUCGGGGAUGCUAUUGAUGCUAAGGUGGAGGAUGCUUCAGAUCUGCCAGUCGUGGGCGAUGUUCGCCUUCCCCAGAUGGAGGGUGAGAAGCAAAAGUUCUCCGAGUUGAACCUCUCCGAGAAGACUAUGAAGGGUAUUCAAGAUAUGGGCUUUGAGACCAUGACCGAAAUUCAGCAGCGUACCAUUCCCGCACUACUUGCUGGACGUGACGUCUUGGGUGCUGCGAAGACCGGUUCCGGCAAGACUUUGUCCUUCUUGAUUCCUGCCAUUGAGAUGCUGAGCGCACUGCGUUUCAAGCCGAGAAACGGUACUGGUGUGCUCGUUGUCUCUCCGACCCGUGAAUUGGCGCUGCAGAUUUUCGGUGUUGCCCGCGAACUCAUGGCCCACCACUCCCAAACUUACGGUAUUGUUAUUGGAGGUGCCAACCGCCGCGCCGAGGCCGACAAGCUGGCCAAGGGCGUCAAUCUGUUGAUCGCCACUCCCGGUCGUCUGCUUGAUCAUCUCCAGAAUACCCAGGGCUUCGUCUUCAAGAACUUGAAGACUCUGAUCAUCGACGAGGCCGACCGUAUUCUUGAAGUCGGUUUCGAAGACGAGAUGCGCCAGAUCGUGAAGAUUCUACCCAAGGAGGAGCGUCAGACUAUGCUUUUCUCUGCUACACAAACCACCAAGGUUGAGGAUUUGGCCCGCAUUUCCUGCGCCCUGGCCCGCUCUACAUCAAUCAAGGAGCACAGCACAGUCGAGGGUCUGGAGCAAGGUUACGUUGUCUGUGAGGCCGACAAGCGUUUCUUGCUUUUGUUCUCUUUCCUCAAGCGCAACCUGAAGAAGAAGAUUAUUGUCUUCUUUUCCAGCUGUAACUGCGUCAAGUACCACGCAGAGCUCCUUAACUAUAUCGACCUCCCCGUUUUGGAAUUGCACGGCAAGCAAAAGCAGCAAAAGCGCACCAACACCUUCUUCGAGUUCUGUAAUGCCAGCCAGGGUACCCUGAUUUGUACCGACGUUGCUGCCCGUGGCCUCGAUAUCCCGGCCGUCGACUGGAUUAUCCAGUUCGAUCCCCCGGAUGACCCCCGUGACUACAUUCACCGCGUCGGUCGUACCGCCCGUGGUUCCAACGGCAAGGGCCGCAGUUUGAUGUUCCUGCAGCCUUCAGAGGUCGGCUUCUUGAAGCACCUCAAGGAGGCCCGUGUCCCCGUGGUUGAGUUCGAGUUCCCCAACUCGAAGAUUGUGAACGUCCAGUCUCAGCUGGAGAAGCUCAUCGGACAAAAUUACUAUCUGAACAAGUCCGCGAAGGAUGGAUACCGAUCAUACCUGCAGGCUUAUGCCUCCCACUCUCUCCGCUCCGUGUUCGACGUCAACAAGCUGGACCUUGUCAAGGUGGCCAAGGGCUUCGGAUUCUCCGCCCCGCCGCGAAUCGACAUCCAGCUGGGUGCCAGCUUGAGCCGUGACAAGAAGCAGGAGCAGCAGGGACGGCGGACAUACGGCAGUCAGCCCAGGAACGGCAAGGGACUGAAGUUCAAGCGCAAGCACGAUGAUUAG
This is a messenger RNA of Penicillium maclennaniae, 1806 nucleotides long. It is a transcript of the gene has1, whose product is annotated as ATP-dependent RNA helicase HAS1. The transcript is spliced from 3 exons. Gene Ontology annotation, biological process: maturation of LSU-rRNA from tricistronic rRNA transcript (SSU-rRNA, 5.8S rRNA, LSU-rRNA). Gene Ontology annotation, cellular component: nucleolus. Bases 1 to 1806 code for a protein of 601 amino acids. The record is from RefSeq and is a predicted model, not a curated record. NCBI's taxonomy places the organism in Eukaryota, Fungi, Ascomycota, Eurotiomycetes, Eurotiales, Aspergillaceae. Gene Ontology annotation, molecular function: RNA helicase activity; nucleic acid binding; ATP binding.